AUGGUACCUAAGAAUAAGGAUAAAUCAUCCAGUCCACCAAGUGAUGGAUCGAAUGAAGAUGAUGAAGAAUCACAACAAGAUUUGAAUCAGAUCCUGAUUGAAACCCAACGCAAGAUCAACGAAGAACAUCGAAGAUUGGCUCAAAUAGCCCUUGAUGAUGCCAAAGCCAAUGUGGCGGAUAUAAGAGGAAGAAGUUUACAUGAGAUGGAAAAUUCACAUAAAGAGGAAUUAAACCAUAUUUAUCAAACACUUCUUACAUCACUAAACGAAGAAAACAAAUCAUUGAUUGACUUGAUGAAGAAAUACGAUCAAUACGAUUUAGAUAUCCAGAAUGCGGUUGAGGAGUUAUUUAAAGGAUGGCAAAAACAGAAUGAAGAAAGUAACGUCAUUGGGAACGAAAGUGAGAAAAUCAUUGAUGAAGCUAUGAAAGAUGAGAUGGAAGCUAUCGAAGAGUUCAAAAUUGCCAUGGGAAUGAAAGAGAAAAACAUGAGUAGAAAAAGUGAUGAGGCAAUGAAUGAAUAA
Molecule: messenger RNA, 522 nt
Organism: Kwoniella shivajii
Lineage: Eukaryota; Fungi; Basidiomycota; Tremellomycetes; Tremellales; Cryptococcaceae
Exons: 6
Coding region: 1-522 (173 amino acids)
Source: RefSeq, a predicted model, not a curated record